This is a messenger RNA of Anolis carolinensis (green anole), 5076 nucleotides long. RefSeq names its product inositol-trisphosphate 3-kinase A (gene itpka). The record is from RefSeq and is a predicted model, not a curated record. Bases 302 to 1657 code for a protein of 451 amino acids. Gene Ontology annotation, molecular function: inositol-1,4,5-trisphosphate 3-kinase activity; inositol tetrakisphosphate kinase activity. The transcript is spliced from 7 exons. Gene Ontology annotation, cellular component: nucleus; cytoplasm. NCBI's taxonomy places the organism in Eukaryota, Metazoa, Chordata, Lepidosauria, Squamata, Anolidae. Gene Ontology annotation, biological process: inositol phosphate biosynthetic process.
GCGGAGGCGGAGCCAGCAACUUCCCCGGCGCUUCCUUCCCUGCCUGGAUUGAGUGGAAAGAGAGAGAGAGAAAGGCGCGAGUGGGAAGAGAAGGAAAGCAAGGCAGCAAGGAAGGAGCCGGGGGUCUCCGGAUCGCGGGUGGAAGCGAGAGUGCGUGUGCGUGCCGCGGAAGGAGGGCGGAGAGGGCGCCCCAGAUGGGCCGGUGAGGGCGAGGAGGCGGGAGGGCCAUGCCGGAGGGGAGAGCCGCCCUCGGGAAAGGGACUCUCUGAAAUCCCGAGACGCCUCCCCCCCUCCCACCCCCAUGGAGCGUGGCAGCGGGAACAGCCCGGACUCGAGCCGGGGCCAGCGGCUGAGCGUCGGGGAGCUGCGCUCGCUCUUCGAGGCGCGCUGCGUGGCCGCUGCCCAAGGCGCUCCGCUGCCCGAGGCGCCGCAGAAGGGCUGCCUGCGGCCCCGCAACGGGGUGCUCCCGCCGGUCAUCCCGCAGCUGACGGUGACGCCGGAGGACGAGGAGGAAAGCGGCGGCAAGGGGGCCCCGCGGAGCCCCGUCGGAGGAGGAGGGUCCGGGCGAGGCGAGCCCGAGGGCGCCUGGCUGAGCACCGAGAGCGGCGCCCUCCUCCCCUCCGCGCGGCGCCUCUCCACCUCCUCGCUCUCCUCCACCGGCUCCUCCUCGCUCUUCGAGGACUCCGAGGACGACCUGCUCAGCGACACCGAGGGCAGGAGCCAGGGCAUCGUCCACCUCGAGCACGGCGAGGAGACCCACCAGAAAAAGGCAUGGCAGACCAUAAAAACUAUUGUCAAUUUGCCAAUCAUCAGCCCUUUCAAGAAGCGCUACUCUUGGGUGCAGCUGGCUGGUCACACAGGGAGCUUCAAGGCAGCGGAUGGUGGGACAAUUCUGAAGCGCUACUCAGAGAAUGAGGAGAAAUGUUUUGAGCUGCUCAUGAAAGAUCCACUGCGCUCCUGCGUUCCUAUCUUCCAUGGUGUGGUGGAAAGAGACGGCGAGUCCUAUAUCCAACUGGACGACCUCCUAGUUAACUUUGAAGGACCUUGCGUAAUGGACUGUAAAAUGGGAAUCAGGACAUAUUUGGAAGAGGAGUUGACGAAAGCAAGAGAAAAACCGAAGCUACGUAAAGAUAUGUAUAAGAAGAUGAUCGAUGUGGACCCUCUGGCGCCCACUGCAGAGGAGAACACACAACAUGCAGUGACCAAACCACGGUAUAUGCAGUGGAGGGAGACCAUUAGCUCCAGUGCAAACUUGGGCUUCAGGAUUGAGGGGAUUAAGAAGGCUGAUGGGAGUUGCAAUACCAACUUUAAGACAACCAAGACAUGGGAGCAAGUUUUCCAAGUUUUUAUGGAAUUCAUUAAAGAAGAUACAGCUAUAUUGAAAAAAUAUUUGAGACGUCUGUAUGAAAUUCGUGGUAUCCUUGAGUCUUCUGAGUUCUUCAGACGGCAUGAGGUAAUCGGAAGUUCACUGCUAUUUGUGCAUGAUGAUAGUGGGCAUGCCAAUGUUUGGCUUAUUGAUUUUGGAAAGACUACUCUUCUCUCAGAUGGACAGACCCUGGAUCACAGGAUCGCAUGGGAAGAAGGGAACCGGGAAGAUGGAUACUUAUUUGGACUGGACAAUUUGAUUGACAUCUUAGCAAGUAUCUUGGACAGAUGAGAGGAACUGACUCAAGUUCAUGAAAUGACUGCUCCUUAAGUUUUAUUUUUUUUUCAUAAUCAAUCCCUCUGCUAGAGGUUAAGCCUUUUAAAACUUGCCAUACUCUGGGGACACAAGAACCUAGGAUGCUGCUGGAGAAAGAAAUAGAAGUGUAGAGCCCCCAUGCAGUGAUCUGGAAUGCAACUGGAUGGAUUCAGUUUUAUGGAACUACAGAAUGAAUCUUGAAUAUUUACACAUUGGAUCGGGACCAAGUCAUUGGUUCACUCUUGAACCAAAUCAUUCUAGAUUGCCUUUUAGCAACUUGGAAUAAAUGUUGCUUGCCUCAAGUGAGACAGAAGAGACCAGAUCUCUUCUGGGGAGGAGUCGUCUUCAAAAUUAAUAGACAGGCUUCUUUUCUAUUUCUCACCCCAUACAAAGAGAUGUCCAUAUUCCAGGGGUUUCCUUGAAAUACCUUUUAGAAAUGUAAGGCCUUCAAGCUUUCAUUUUAAAGUAAUAACAAUAAUAGCAAUUUGGUUCCUAUAGUGCAGGAAAUUUUGAAAAUGUACAUAAAAUGCUGCUCAGCCUUCAGAAACCAAAAGGCACUUGGGGCUUCUACUAGCCAAUUCAAGUGUAUAUUUACCCUUAUUCUUCUCGCACCCCUUCUGGUCUUCCCAGCCUAUCUUCCCCUCCCAAUCUGUUUUCUCUCCCUGUCCCCUCUCAUGCCUAGUUUUUCUAUUCCCCUUGCCAAAAUAAUGUGCAUUUUGCCAGUUGCAGAAACAAUCCCUGCUCUAAAUGUUUUAUGCAAAUCCAGCCUGUAGUCUUGCCCACAAAAUUGCAGUCUAAAGAAAUCCAUGCAAAAGGUGUGAAUUUGCAUGGCUUUGUACUGUGCUCAGAGUUGGUUUGAUUGAAUAUCCAUUUCCUUUGCUUAUAUCAACCUGGGGAGUUCUACGUAAAUAUCAUCAGCUGUCAUACCUUGAAAAAAGGCUAAAAAUGGGAGAAUUGAGUCUGCAUUUGAUUUUGCACUAGUGCCUCCAUAUUUUCAUCUGUGACUCUUGUUAUAACCUGCUGGAUUUUUAAUUGUGUUAUGCAAGAAAUGCUACACAUUCCAGGAAGAAAGCAUCAGUGUGCUUUGAAAGUGGCUUAGAACAAUUUUAGAGAAGCUUGUGCUGGCCCAGAAAUGACCUCUUUUUGCCAGCUGGCAUUGCACCUGAAUGUCUGAACAUCUGAAGGAUUACAUCUUACUGGCUUAGUUGAGCUAGUGAAGGUAGUACUGACGCAUGUAGUUUACACUGAAAUGUUUCAUGUUCAAGGAAUCAGAAUGCCAAUUUUGUUGCUUGGUGUAAAAGUUUGUUUAGCUUUGACUGAUUCCAGACCUGUUGCUUCUACAUGAAUAUAUUGGCAGAGUAAAAAGAAAUAGUUCUCUUUCUAAAGAGAGAGAAAGAGAGAUACACUGAAGACUUGAAACAGAAGGUGCUAGGUACUUUGUUUGGGAAAGUAUUAAGAUCUACUUAGUGUAUCAGUUGAAUGUGGAAUUUCUACAGCAACCACAUAUUUUUGCAGCAACAAAUCAGUUGUGAAAGUGAUGGCUUAUGUGACAGAAAAUACUGUAAUUUUCAUCCUUUUCUUCUAUGAGAUAGCAAGGCUUAAAGUUACUAACAAAAAGUAUCUUGGAUUGAUCUUACAGAACAUUUUUUCUUAUGUUUUGCAGCCUAGCCAUAAAGUUUCAUUAAUCAUGUGAUGCAUAAUGAAACAUUUGCACUAUUAGUGACUAUAAUCUGAUUUCCAUAUGUGAGCACCUGAAGUUCUUAAUAGUCUGGAUGGCAAAGUUGCGAAGAGGGCGGCCUUUAUGGGCACCUCAUGCAGACUCUGCUUUAAUGAUCUGGGUAAUUUUGCACAAUCCAGCGUGUUGCUUGUUACAACUUUACAGGGCCUGAGUAUCCCUAUCACACUUUAUACACUAAUGCCCAUAGCUGUUAGUUUUCAUAUUUGUUUUUCAUUGUGCAAAUAUGGGUAGUAAAGGAAAAUAGCCCAUUACAUCACCCUCCUUAUAAGACCUUGGUUAGAAAUUUGUCUGGCCCUCCAGGUUUUGAUGAAGUGAAACUUCUAGCAUUCCUCACCACAAGUUAUGCUUAAUAGAACUAAUGGGAGUUGUAAUUCAGCAUCUGGAGAACUAUAUGUUUCCCAAAUCUCUCCUUCAGUUAUUAGUAUAAUAGAAUUUUAGACCAUCUACUCCAACCCCAAAUACACAUUUACAGUACUCCUGAAAUGUGUCUAUCUAACUUUGGUCAAAGUGCUCCAAAGAAGAAGUACCCAUCACCCUCCAAAGUACUUUAUUCCACUGUUGAACAGUUCUUAAAGUAAAGAAAUUGACAUCUCUUUUUUUAAUACCUUGAAUCCUGCUUUGUGUUCUAGUCUCCGGAGCAGCAUGGCUUCCCUUCAGAUUUUUCUGAAAGGUUAUUUAUCACACCAUUUCUCAAUCUUCUGUUCUUCAAGCUAAACAUAUACAAAUCCCUAAGUUGUUCCUUAUGUAAGAAUUGGCCAUCUUGUACUGUGACACUUGUUUGGUGUCAGUUGUCACAAAACUAGUUCCAGCAGUGACAGUAGCAACCAUGUGUGUUGCUGCCUCUGCACAGACUACAGAAAAGUUGGCUGAGGUUGGGCAGGAGCAGUGACUCUCUCUUGAUUUGAUGCCAUUUUUGGUGCCAGGCUUUAGGAGGCUGUAACACAGUUGGAAGAGACUGCUUGAGUUGACUGUCCCAUCAGGCAUUUUUUCAGCUGCUUUACCAUAGCUAGGGUUAACCCAUAGGAUUUAAGCCUAAAGUGCAGUAACUUGAAAAAAAUCUCCAUAGCUAUGGCAACGGGGUUUGUAAUUCCAUGUAGCAGAGAUAGGGAAUAUGUGACCCUACAUUUCUUGUGUGGAUUGCAGCUCCUAUGAUUUCUGACCAUUUGGUAUGCCAGUGUAGUGCUGGUGGGAGAUGCAUCCAUCAACAGUUACAGGGCCUCAUUUCUCUAAAGCAGAGCUAAGUAACCCAGCGUCCUUCAUAUGUUUUGAACUACAUGAUCCCCGACCAUGCUGAUCAGGAUGUGAGUUAUAGUCCAAACUAUAGGAAGAGUGCCAGGCUGCCUACUGCUAUCAUAGAAAAUAUAAAAAUGUGGAACUUUAUUUUAAAAAUGGUUUCAUCUUUUACCUUCAGUGACGAAAGUAUGAAAGACCUAUUAUACUGUUUAAUUCCAUGAAUUAUACUUCAGUGAUGGGGAAUCAUGCUUCAAAUGGUUGUGGACUUUAGCCACAACACUAUUUUUUUGUAACCAGAUAAAAAGCCUUGUCUUAUUUGUAGAGGAUGUUGCUCUGAACACUACAUUGCAAACAACUGUAUAGGCAUCUUAACUGUAUAGGUUGAGAAGUUUAAUAGUUCCAGUUCAAUAAAAAUUUCACUGAA